Lampris incognitus (smalleye Pacific opah) is the source of this 5124-nucleotide messenger RNA. It is a transcript of the gene map3k22, whose product is annotated as mitogen-activated protein kinase kinase kinase 22. Bases 494 to 2362 code for a protein of 622 amino acids. Lineage: Eukaryota; Metazoa; Chordata; Actinopteri; Lampriformes; Lampridae. Gene Ontology annotation, molecular function: protein kinase activity; protein binding; ATP binding. Gene Ontology annotation, biological process: protein phosphorylation. The transcript has 18 exons. The record is from RefSeq and is a predicted model, not a curated record.
ACUCGCAGCCCCCUCCAGCCUAGUGUAGAGACGGACGAGCAUGUCGGAGGGAGCGACCAGGGAGGGAGAAACUUUACUCUGAUCCACCACGGCCGCCGCGACCUCCUCUGCCGCGUGAAUACCGCUGUCACACCUGGAUUAUAUGCACCUGGGAGGAGGAGAGGAUAUCUUGCAGGCGCAACUCGCCUACAUCGUGUAUUUUUGCACUUAACGCGCUCCGCUGCUGAGCGCAGUUUCCGGAUAUCAGCCCUCUCUGUUUUGGGAACGUUUUGGUUUUGCAUCUGGAUUGUUUCCCCCUUCCUGCAAAAAAAAAGAAAAAAGAAAAAAGGCUUCUAUAUCUCCAACAACAAACAACGGUCCUCGUUUUAAGAACUUAAAUUGUGCAGCCCCUUGUGUUUCUCGGAGAAUGAAGACACGCAGAUAACAAGGGUGAAGACUGUGUCGGGCCAGAGAAGUUGGGCUCUGCGCUCGAGUUCAACAAGGCCACUACCUGAUGAUGACAGUAAACAUGGAUGACGGUCUUCAAAAUGGACCCGGACAGCACAGGAACACACAAGAUGACGAGGAGGCGCUUAACUCCAUCAUGAAGGACCUUGCGGCGCUGGGCCGCUGCUACGCCCAGCACAACAGCCACAAGCCCAAGAACCGAACCCUGCUCUACAAACAGGAUCUAAGAGUCAAGCUGGAGCAUGAGAGAGAGAAACGGAUCAUCCCGUUCCAGAGGCCGCUGAAGAUCAAGGAGCUGCUGCAGAAGGUGACGGAGGCCUUUGGCCAGCAGAUGGACAUGUUCUACACAGACAAGGAGUUGGUGCUGCCUCUGAAGACGCAGGAGGACCUAGACCGGGCCGUGCUGACGGUGGGCUCCAACGCGGGGGUCAACAGCCUGCUCAGAGUCCUGCUCAAAACCCCUAAGAACAACCAUUACCUGCAGGUGAACAGCAGGGACAAGCAGAGCGAGAUGAGGUCUUCUCGGUCGCUGGGAGAUCUGAAGGGCUCCCUGCUGAAGGGCUCGGAGAGGGUGCGCAAACACUCGACAGGUUCUCUCCACACUGGCCGCACGUCUCCGCCUCCGGGCAGCGUCCCCGAGGAGCAGCAGCAGAUCGCCCGGCAGGGCUCCUACACCAGCAUCCACAGUGAGGGCGAGUUCAUCCCUGAGAUCCUGGACCAAAAUAUGCUGGAGCCCUUUGGGAGUGCAGACAACUCUCUCUCAAGCAGCUGUCAAUCAAUAGAUCAAGCACUGGACAGUCCUCCUUUCUCGCAGAACAACCGUGACAACAAUUACCUGAACCUCAACUACGAAUACAAAGGUCGACAUGGGAAAGGAGGGACAUUCCCGCGCCAGUUUCAGUUGCCCAAUCGCAGCAAGGACUACGGUGAUGGUCGUAGGACCUUCCCACGAAGCUUCAUGCCCCAGGAGAAUCUCUUCCAGCUCGUUCCAUCCAGCCGCACGCGAAGCUACAACGGGGACAGUACUCUGCAAUACAGCGACCUGCGCACGCUGGGCCGGGCCACAGACAAGAGCUGCCCGCGCAGUACGCCCAAGUCUCCACGGGCGCCUGUGAAUUGGCGGCAGGGAAAGCUUCUGGGGCGUGGUGCGUUUGGGGAGGUCUACCUCUGCUACGACGCCGACACGGGCCGUGAGCUGGCGGCUAAACAGGUGCCCUUUGACCCGGAUUGUCAAGAAACAAGCAAGGAGGUGAAUGCUCUGGAGUGUGAGAUCCAGCUGUUGAAGAACCUGCGUCAUGAGCGGAUUGUCCAGUACUACGGCUGCCUGCGGGACCUGGAGCAGAAGAAGCUCACCAUCUUUGUGGAGUUCAUGCCCGGGGGCUCUAUAAAAGACCAGCUGAAAGCCUACGGGGCUUUGACAGAAAAGGUGACUAGGAGAUACACCAGGCAGAUCCUGCAAGGCGUCUUCUACCUGCACAGCAACAUGAUUGUACACCGAGACAUUAAAGGUGCUAACAUCCUGAGAGACUCCUCGGGGAAUGUGAAGCUUGGGGACUUUGGGGCCAGCAAGCGUAUCCAGACCAUCUGCAUGUCUGGCACCGGGAUCAAAUCUGUCACCGGCACCCCCUACUGGAUGAGCCCAGAAGUCAUCAAUGGAGAGGGAUAUGGCCGAAAAGCUGAUGUAUGGAGUGUUGCCUGCACUGUUGUGGAAAUGCUGACUCAGAAACCUCCUUGGGCUGAAUACGAGGCCAUGGCGGCCAUUUUUAAGAUCGCCACCCAACCCACUAAGCCUACACUUCCCGAAAGUGUGUCUGAUGCGUGCAGGGACUUCCUGCGGCAGGUGUUUGUGGAGGAGAAGUGGCGGCCCACCGCCGAAGUCCUGCUUAGCCAUCCUUUUGUCCAGGGCAGUUUCUGAGGCCUUUAGGACCCCCGACCCCCCCCCCCAACUUUCAGACCCCCACCUACAAAUGUCUGCAAGGCCUCUAAGGCGCCAGUGCCUCCCUUCCAAUCUGGCCCGCCCCUGUCCUCAGGGCCCCACCUCUACUCCAGACCCACUCCAACUUCCUGUUCCCGUCAACAGUCACCGGUUUCGCCAGGAGUCAAGAACCUCCCACCCCACCUCCUUCCCUCUUUCACCAACCAGCUUCAUCUUGACUGUUGAUAACAGGAGGCCAGGUUGACGGUUGUUGGACCUCCAUAUUCUCCAAGGCACUGCCGCAGCUUGUUCUCCUUCGGAAGGUGACUGGUGAGCGAGCACUUAUACAAGUCCAGUUAAAUGGAGGCUGUUCUCUUCUUCCCAGUUUGGGAAAAGCGAUCUGGGCCAGAAAGGGCAACAGUGUCUCGCUGAAUCUAGAGCUCAUGGAUUUAAAACAAAACGGUCUGCCUGAAAUGUAUUCUGGGUCCUUCUAUACAGUUAUCCACUGCAGCAGAUCAGUGUCUCAUACCAACAAGGCACUGUAUAAUUGUGACUGUUUAGCUGAAAUUGAUCACAUCUGAUAGUACUGUAUGUUGCUCAUAAACCUUAAGGUAGCUAGGAGUGAAAAUCCGACGGUAAAAUAUUUUUCUACAUGAGCAGAAAAUAAAUACGUUGUGACCUUACCCAGAGGGGUUUCGUCUUGUCACCAGACAUGUAAAUGCUUUUGUCAAAACGCCUUACAAUAGCAAUUUGUAAGUAAGAAUGUCUUUUUUAUGCAUCUUUAUUGGGUUGCCAUUACCCAGGAUUCAUAGCACUCCGCCCCAUUUGAAAAGGAGUACAUUGUCAACCAUUGCACUUUUGAUAUCAUGCAUUCAAAGAUCUCCAACAUGCAGGAUAAUCAGUCAAGAAAAUAACAUAUUUUUCUAUGUGAUGUUUUUUAAUAGAAAUUUCAUGACAACUUGUAAUUUACUGCAGUGUAGACAAAAGCCAACCAAACUUUUGUAUCCGUGUGCAAUGUUAAUAUCUACGAGCAAUACCAACGCUGCUGUUGGCUCUAGUUUGUUAAAUCCAUUCCAGUGCGUCCCCGUAGUGAGCCCCGAUCCAUGCAGAACUGGCCAAAGACGAAUGAAACACGGUGAGAUUAAGUCAGAAGAACACAGAGGAAGAAGAAAAACGUUUUCGUAGGUUAAUUCAACGUGCAGUAUUGUAGUUCUUUAUUAUUUCCCCCCUCGCCCUGAAGCCCCGUAACCUUUUCUGUGUGUGGCAGCUUUGUGCAUUUGUGUAUACUGCACAGACCAGAUCCAGUGUAUUCACAUUGUAGCGUCUCGCUAUGGAGAGCAUCAUGAGACGACAUAACGGUAUGAGCUGUUCCUGGUUCUGGCUGUAGUCUCUGUUGUAGCUUUGACGUGGAUCAAAUCACCCCCUUUGCCUUUUUUUUUUUUUUUUUUUUUUUUGGUCUUUGCUUUUUACACUAAGAAUGGCUCAUUCAGUGGCUGGAUGGCAUGGUGCGUCCCACCCUGAAUAACGUAACACAUAAAACAGUGACCCCCGUUUACACUUGGUUUUAGAAUGUGUUUUUUUUGCAAUCAGAUCACAAGUGGACCGCGCUAAAUACAAGUGUAAACGACCACCAAAACGUUUUGGAAACCGGUUACUCAGACCACUUGCCGAGGUGGUCUGGGACGCAUUUGACCACACAUCUUUUGUAGCGUAAACACUAAUGCAUCCUGAUGUGUCCCCGACAAGGACGUAACAGGAAAUCUUCUUCUUUUUCCUCUGGAGUAACAAAAUCUGAUCACAAGUGGUCCGCAGGACAUAUUUGGAGACGCAUGAUAGACACAGGUGUAAACGGCGAGGUGUCUCGCGGUCCACUUGUGAUCCGAUCACCCGGAACGCAUUUUAAACCCAAUUGUAAACAGGGUCAUUGUGUGUGUGUCCCCCGUAAAGGGCCUGGGUUGUAAAAGGCCGAGCGCUGCGUCUGACAAGUGGGGACGAGCCGAGAGGAAACUUAAUUGAUCCCCGCGGGGAAAUAGAGGAGAGGUGGGUGGAGGAAGUAUAACGGCGAGCUAUAAUACACUGACACAUAAAAAAAGAGGAAUGAUCCAAUCUGUUUGACCCUUGUCAGUGCCUUACCUGAUUGUGUUCAUAAAACACACAACGCGUUCACCGCCAAAGUGGAAAAGCAUUUUAAUUAAGGUGAAUUGCUUUUCAAUACGGAAGCACAUGGGCUUUGUUGAAGUUGUUAUUUUCAUAUAUAUAUACAUACAUACGUGUAUAUGUUUAUAUAUACGUAUAUAUUAGUAUAUAUGUAUGUGUGUAUAUAUAUAUGUGUGUGUGUAUACAUAUAUACAUAUAUAUGUGUAUAUAAGUAUAUACAUAUAUAUUAGUAUAUAUGUAUGUAUGUAUGUGUGUAUGUAUACACACACACACACACAUAUAUAUAUAUAUAUGUGUGUGUGUGUGUAUAUACAUAUAUAAUAAAUGAUUGUACUGUAAAUACAUAUUGUUCUGCACUUUUGUAUGGAAUUUAUUUAGGUUAUAUACAAAUCUAUUUGAUGAAAUGACUAUGUUAUACAGUAGAUUGUACUGUGAUUUAGACAGAGUAUGAUCUUCUCUUUGAGAGCUGAAAGGCAGUAUGAAAAGGUCGGCAGGCUUUUGAUUGGGGCAGAGAUUUUGUUUUGUCUUAAUGACAAAGCCAUGAAACAUUAAAUGUAUCAAGUAGUUGAUCUUUUGUACAUUUAACUUAAUAAAUGAACGGUCUA